AAUGACUCGUGCCUUUCUGAAGUCUUAAAGUGCGGCGUCAGAGUUUCUUCUAUUACCGAACUCCAUCAUCCUCUGGGCUCUUGGACCUUUCGAGUCUUUGUGUGGAAAAUCUUAGAUUGCAAGUCGGGUCGUAUACGUACCUUGCAGCAUGGCCCUGACACCGAGGAGCGUGCCUGCUCUGUAUGCAAGACGACCGCUCUUGUUUCCGGCACGCACUGCGCAGUAUGUACAGCAGCUCAGAUGGACAACAACGGCGCCCCUGAAGAUCAAAUCCCGCACCCCCGAAGAAGGCCGCGCCCUCCUCGCCCAACAGCGCCUCCGCCGCCCCGUCGCCCCUCACCUCUCAAUCUACAAAUUCCAAGUGCACUCCGUCUCCUCCGCAAUGGAGCGGAACACCGGAAUCCUCCUCUCAGGCAGCCUCUACUUCUUCGCAACGGGAUACCUGCUAUCACCGCUCUUUGAGUGGGACCUAUCGUCGGCGAGUCUGGUCGCUGCGUUUGCGGGGUUACCGCUUGUUGCGAAGAUCGGACUGAAGUUGGCGCUUGCGUGGCCGUUUACGUUUCAUGUGUUUAAUGGUGUGCGGUAUGUGAUUACAGCGGUGGGGACGCAGACGAUGAGGAGUCGGGAGCAGGUUGUUAGGAUUGCGUGGGGGGUUGUUGGGGCGAGUUUUGUGAGUGCGCUUGGAUUGGUUGCGUUUUAUUGAGCGUUCUAGCUGCUUCGACAGCGCUCAAUGGCCUGAGUAACCCGAAGUAAGCCGUACUAGGUUUGGCCGUCGUGGUCGAAGGACUGCCUCAUCUGUAAUAUCGAUAUCAUUUGCCGUGACCAUGGAAAGAGGCGGACUCUUUGUAGAAGCGAGGGCGACCUUGAGCCAAACCGGCGGACCGAGUCCAGUAGCCGUCUAAACAGUGUCGCUAGCCAUAUUGCAAUGCAUCUUUGCGAGGAACCAAGAAUAUUAACCGAUAGCAUAAUUAUGAGCCUCAUUUGUGCAUUGAAUGAUGCAUACAAACCCCAUCUCAAAUUAAACAUUUCAAAGGAGCAUUAGUUAAUAGUUUUGUGCUUACCAACAACGUCUUGCCUACCGACAGAACAUAAUGCUGCAGAUUGGACUGAUAGGAGGCAUGCUUUUCCCCGCAAAUCGCCACUGGUCGCUUGCUGAACCGGGUGUGGAGGUGGCAAACCACGGGCCGCACCGAUUUGCUUAGGGCAUGCAAUCGACGAAGAUCCGAUGAGAUUCAUGAUCCGCAUGAAGCGG
Messenger RNA from Aspergillus calidoustus, 1252 nucleotides. Lineage: Eukaryota; Fungi; Ascomycota; Eurotiomycetes; Eurotiales; Aspergillaceae. The record is from the annotation of a GenBank genome assembly.